Aphanomyces invadans is the source of this 1810-nucleotide messenger RNA. RefSeq lists its product as hypothetical. The record is from RefSeq and is a predicted model, not a curated record. The coding region runs from base 14 to 1609 and encodes 531 amino acids. The transcript has 8 exons. NCBI's taxonomy places the organism in Eukaryota, Oomycota, Saprolegniomycetes, Saprolegniales, Verrucalvaceae.
CGACAACCCCCCUAUGGGCACAACAACGUCAUUUACGAUGAAGGCGACGUCGAACGAUAACGCGGCGGCCGCGUCGAUUCGAUUCUUCCGCACCAAGUGCUCGCACGCGGACCUGUUUCGCGAGUCGUACAUUCGGUGCUACCAAAACCACGGUCUUAAGGUCAUUCGGUUCGUACAGCCACGAUGGGUAGCUCGAUCAUGCGGCGCUAGGUGUUUUCCGCAUUGCUGCCCACACAUGGAGUAUCGUGGAUGUGGGGCGUCGUUGAGUCUCCAUGUGGACCAUUCUGGACGAGCCGACGCCAAUCGUCUCCAAGCGUUUGGGCGAUUCCAAGUCGCGUCCGAGCCGUUCUUUGCUCCCAACGACAUUAUCCCGCUGGCCACGUUUACGAGCGACCUGCGCAGCCAGCGAAAUGCGUUGGGGACGUGGCUGCGUGGGGAGCGGCACGCACCCGAACGUGGCGGUGGCGAGGUGCCGACGGCGGCUGUGUUUCACUUCAACGAAAAGCGCACGGAUGGAUGGCAUUACACGUGGCAAGGGGGCUCGAGCACGAAGAAGCGAGAAGAAUUGCAUCAGUUUCGGGUAUACGUUGUGUCGAGAGAUUCCGAUAGCAACGACUGCGCUGUGGUAUGGAGCGCUGGCACGCCCCCCUUCAAACUGUCGUCGUAUCGGCGCGCGAGACAGAACGAUGAGCCGGUGAUAGCGCCGCAAUCCAAAACCCGCAUGACCCGAGCGUCGAGUCAUGCCCAGCCUCAUGCGCCACUCGUGGUGGACGCCACCCCGAGUCGAAUCCAACAGCAUGCGCACUACUUGCGCACGCUGCACGACUUUUGCACGUCCAUUUCGAUUGACGACAUAGCGCGCCCCGACUGGCUGGCAUUUGAACAGCGGCUGCUGUGCCAAUCUCGCCGUUGGAUUCAAUCCGCCGCAGCAGCAAAUAUUCCGUUUGCGACGUCCUUGCUCCAUCCAGAUCACCUGAGAGUGUCGCGCAGCAUCGAGUGGGGGACACAGCAUGAGUUGGCGCUCGACUUGAUGUGGCAAUGGUUCACCCCCGCCUUAUUCCACCGCCUCCACGCGUUUGCAGCGGACCACGCCGUCGAAGCCAACGACGAGGUGCCGCAAGUGUACUACGAAUGGAUCGGCACGCUGUACGCGAUCGUGGAGGACAUGCUGGCCGCCCAUUCGGAAACAGUAGAGCGCUUGGCACAUCGCUUGGACCAACGCAACCGUGCGGCGUUCGACGGGGACGACGACAAAAUUGGGUUGCAUGCCGUGCUCUGCACGUUACAAGAAUGCGCCAAGCUCAAGGCCGCGGCACGAUCCGACGAUGCGCCGGCAAACUGCCGCUACCAAGGCCUGUGGGUGUUGGCAAACGUCCAACUGCGCCGCAUGGACCUUCGACCGUCGCUCGCCACUUUCUUUCGCGUGUUUACCAUGUUGUUUGCCGUCCACUCGCGCCUGGACGGCGAUGUCUUUUUUGUAAUAACCACUAGUAUACUGCUCGACACGGUCCUGGCCCUCAUGUUUGCGUGUCAAGGUCAACUCACACGUCCCGAUGUUGCUCGCGACGAGGACCGCAUUCCGCUUGAACGGCCAGCCCCACCGGUUUGACGCGUUCCCGAACGGCGAAGCUUGCGGACUCGACAGGCGCCACAUCCACGGCGACUACAUUGGCUGGACCGAGCUCGGCACGAUUCAGCUGUGGGUGUACACGUGGUCGGUCGGUGGCCCGCCGUGGUGCAGUCUGUUGCGGGUGUGCAUUUCGCUCGAUGUGCAAGACACCGCCGUGUGCCGCGCUACGUGGAACUUGGA